AAAAAUUUCAAUAAAUAAUCAUAAUGAAUUAUUUCAAAAAUAAUAAUGAUGAAAAUUCAAAAAAGAAAAUUUCGAAAUUGGAAAAUUCACCAAUGAGAAAUUUUUAUAGGGGAAAAACAAUAUUAUUGACCGGUUGUUUAGGAUUUUUAGGACAAUUAUUUUUAGAAAAAUUAUUAAGGUCAGAUGUCAAAAUGGUUUAUGUUAUUAUACGACCAAAGAAAUCAACAUCACCUUUAAAUCGUUUAAAAUCUAUACUUAAAGAGCCUCAAUUUGAUAAACUUCGACAAUACGAUCCAAAUUAUUUUGAUCGAAUUCGAAUAAUUGAAGGUGAUAUUACAGAAAAAUUAAUGGGUUUAACUGAUAUCGAAUUAAAUGAUAUUUAUAAUAAUAUAAAUAUUGUUAUACAUGCAGCAGCUGAUGUACGUAUGGAUGCAAAAUUAUCAUCAUUAAUUAUAUCAAAUGUUAAAGCAACAAGAGAAAUUUUAAGAAUUGCUGAAAAAAUAAAAAAACUUGAAGUUUUUUCAUAUAUAUCAACAGCAUUCAGUAAUUCAUAUUUAUGUAAUAUUAAAGAAAAAUUUUAUGAACCACCAAUGGAUCCAAAUAAAAUAAUUGAUUUAUAUGAAAAAUCUAAUGAAAAUGAAUUUGAUAAUAUAAAUACAUUAUCAGUUAAUUUUACAAGACCAUGGCCAAAUAAUUAUGUUUUUUCAAAAUGUCUAGCUGAAGAUUUAGUUAGACAAUAUGGUAAAAAAUUUCCGGUAUGUGUUUUAAGACCAUCUAUUGUUAUAUCAACAUAUAAAGAUCCAUUACCAGGUUGGUGUUAUUCAAUAGCUGGUCAUAUUGGUGUAACAGUUGGUGUUGGUAUUGGUUUAAUAAGAACAAUAUGCCUUGGAAAACAUUAUGUUGCAAAUGUAAUAAGUGCUGAUCUUGUUAUAAAUACAACAUUAGCUGCAAUUUGGAAUACACAUACAGAACAAAUGAAAUUAAAACAAAAUACAAAUUUAUUAAUAAAAAAACAAGAAAAUCAAUUAGAAAUUAUUGAACCAGAAGUAUUUAAUAUAUGUUCUUGUUUAGAUAAACCAGUUACAUGGAUACAAUUACAAAAUGCAUCAACCGAAUGUGCUUAUAAAAUAGAAUCAAAAACUUUUUUCCCAGUCUUCUUUAAGCCAACAAUUAAUAAGGCUUUAUUUUUCUAUUAUACUUUAAUAUUGCAUUUUUUGCCAGCAUUUAUUGUAGAAAAAAUCCAGCCGUCAUCUAAAUAUAUGAUGAAACAGAGAUUAACACAAAGAUUUCUCCUGAUAAUACGAUAUUUUUGUACCAGAGAAUUCAUAUUUGAUAAUACGAAUUAUAAACGUUUAAUGGAUAAAAUGACACCCGAAGAUCAAUCAUUUUAUGUUUCAGAUAUUAGAAAUUUUGAUUUUGAUAUAUUUAAAGUGUCUUAUGUAAAAUAUGUUACGAAAAUAAUGAUGGCAACAUUUAAAGACAAUAAAAUGUCAAAUAAUCAUUUAAGAAUGUUUUAUAUAAUGUUAUUAAUAAUAUUUUAUGGAUUUCAUUCCGUUUUAUUUUAUUUUAUUACAAAUUAUUAUAAUAUUAUCAAUUAUAAAUAUUUAUUGAAUAUGUAAAUAAAUUAUUUUGA
This is a messenger RNA of Condylostylus longicornis, 1633 nucleotides long. Its product is annotated as fatty acyl-CoA reductase wat-like. Gene Ontology annotation, biological process: long-chain fatty-acyl-CoA metabolic process. The transcript has 5 exons. Lineage: Eukaryota; Metazoa; Arthropoda; Insecta; Diptera; Dolichopodidae. Gene Ontology annotation, molecular function: alcohol-forming very long-chain fatty acyl-CoA reductase (NADP+) activity. The coding region runs from base 24 to 1619 and encodes 531 amino acids. Gene Ontology annotation, cellular component: peroxisome. The record is from RefSeq and is a predicted model, not a curated record.